GGCGCCGUGACAGAAGUCAAAACGGACAUCUACGUGACCAGCUUUGGGCCGGUGUCCGACGUGGAGAUGGAAUACACAAUGGAUGUCUUCUUUCGGCAGACAUGGACUGAUGAGAGGUUGAAGUUUAGUGGGCCCAUUGAAAUUUUGAGAUUGAACAAUUUAAUGGUCAGUAAAAUUUGGACACCAGACACAUUUUUUAGAAAUGGAAAAAAAUCAAUUGCUCAUAAUAUGACAACUCCUAACAAACUUUUCAGAAUUAUGCAGAAUGGAACUAUUCUUUACACAAUGAGACUAACCAUUAAUGCUGAUUGUCCUAUGCGGUUGGUGAACUUCCCUAUGGAUGGACAUGCUUGUCCACUGAAGUUUGGAAGCUACGCUUAUCCAAAAAGUGAAAUAAUUUAUACAUGGAAAAAAGGACCCCUGCAUUCAGUAGAAGUUCCACAAGAGUCUUCCAGUCUCCUCCAGUAUGACCUCAUAGGACAAACUGUAUCUAGUGAAACAAUUAAAUCUAACACAGGUGAAUAUGUAAUCAUGACCGUUUAUUUCCACUUGCAAAGGAAGAUGGGCUACUUCAUGAUACAGAUAUAUACUCCAUGCAUUAUGACAGUCAUUCUUUCUCAGGUGUCUUUCUGGAUUAACAAGGAGUCUGUUCCAGCCAGAACAGUUUUUGGAAUCACUACAGUUCUAACAAUGACCACUUUAAGCAUCAGCGCACGCCAUUCUUUGCCCAAGGUGUCCUAUGCUACCGCCAUGGAUUGGUUCAUAGCUGUGUGCUUUGCCUUUGUCUUCUCCGCACUUAUCGAGUUUGCAGCUGUCAACUACUUUACCAAUCUUCAGACUCAGAGAGCAAUGAGGAAGGCAGCCAGGGCAGCAGCACUGGCAGCAGCACUAUCAGCAGCAACUGUACCGGCAGAGGACGAGAUUGUCUCGCAUUCUGACUCCAAUUGUAACCUGAAGAAGCGAGUAAACUCUGUAACGUCUCAGGCAGAUCAGUCUCCUGAAACCAGCAUAAUAUCAAAUAGUGCAUCCCAGUGUCAACCAGGGUCUGUUCCUCCACCAGCAGCACCACCACCACCAUCUAUUGGAGGCACAAGUAAAAUAGAUCAGUAUUCUAGGAUCCUCUUUCCAGUGGCAUUUGCAGGAUUCAACCUGGUAUACUGGGUUGUUUAUCUUUCAAAGGACACUAUGGAAUUUUUUGAACCUACUGCAAUGCAUCUUCGAAAUGACCAUCAGUCCAACUGAAGAACAGCUCAAGGUUUGAAAGAAAUCACGGAAGGUCAUGUAGGGUUGAAGGGACUUCAAAGGA
This is a messenger RNA of Charadrius vociferus (killdeer), 1306 nucleotides long. It is a transcript of the gene GABRA6, whose product is annotated as gamma-aminobutyric acid (GABA) A receptor, alpha 6. Gene Ontology annotation, biological process: nervous system process; monoatomic ion transmembrane transport; gamma-aminobutyric acid signaling pathway. The transcript is spliced from 8 exons. The coding region runs from base 67 to 1242 and encodes 391 amino acids. The record is from RefSeq and is a predicted model, not a curated record. Gene Ontology annotation, molecular function: GABA-A receptor activity; benzodiazepine receptor activity; GABA-gated chloride ion channel activity. Gene Ontology annotation, cellular component: GABA-A receptor complex; neuron projection; postsynapse. NCBI's taxonomy places the organism in Eukaryota, Metazoa, Chordata, Aves, Charadriiformes, Charadriidae.